AUGAAGCCAGGCUGUGCGGCAUGAUCUCCAGGGAAUGAAUGGAUUUUCUUCAGCACCGAUGAAAGAAACAUACGCUACAGGAAAACAAUGUCCAGCGGGGGACUGCAAAGAUGUGUCAUCCUGUCAGCAUUUAUUCUCCUCCAAGCUGUUACUGGAUUCUCUGGAGACGGAAGAGCUAUAUGGUCUAAAAAUCCUAAUUUUAGUCCGGUAAAUGAAAGUCAGCUGUUUCUCUAUGACACUUUUCCUAAAAACUUUUUCUGGGGCGUUGGGACUGGAGCAUUUCAAGUGGAAGGGAAUUGGAAGACAGAUGGAAAAGGACCCUCUAUAUGGGAUCAUUUCAUCCAUACACACCUUAAAAAUGUCAACGGCACAAAUAGUUCCAGUGACAGUUACAUUUUUCUGGAAAAAGACUUAUCAGCCCUGGAUUUUUUAGGUGUUUCUUUUUAUCAAUUUUCAAUUUCCUGGCCAAGGCUCUUCCCCGAUGGAAUAGUAUCAGCUGCUAACGCAAAAGGUCUCCAGUACUAUAAUACUCUUCUCAACGCUCUGGUACUUAGAAACGUUGAACCUAUAGUUACUUUAUACCAUUGGGAUUUGCCUUUGGCGCUGCAAGAAAAAUAUGGGGGGUGGAAAAAUGAAACCAUAAUAGAUAUCUUCAAUGACUAUGCCACAUACUGCUUCCAGACGUUUGGGGACCGUGUCAAAUAUUGGAUUACAAUUCACAACCCAUAUCUAGUCGCUUGGCAUGGGUAUGGGACAGGUAUCCAUGCCCCUGGAGAGAAGGGAAAUUUAGCAGCUGUCUACACCGUGGGACACAACCUGAUCAAGGCUCAUUCGAAAGUCUGGCAUAACUACAAUAGAAAUUUCCGCCCACAUCAGAAGGGUUGGUUAUCAAUCACGUUGGGAUCCCACUGGAUUGAACCAAACAGAUCAGAAAACACAAUGGAUAUACUCAAGUGCCAACAAUCCAUGGUUUCUGUGCUCGGGUGGUUUGCCAACCCUAUCCACGGGGAUGGUAACUAUCCAGAGGUGAUGAAAAAGAAGUUGUUCUCCAUUCUACCCCUCUUCUCUGAAGCGGAGAAGAAUGAGGUGAGGGGCACAGCUGACUUCUUUGCCUUUUCCUUUGGACCCAACAAUUUCAAGCCCUACAACACCAUGGCUAAAAUGGGACAAAAUGUGUCCCUCAAUUUAAGAGACGUGCUGAACUGGAUUAAACUGGAAUAUGGCAAUCCCCGAAUCCUGAUCACUGAGAAUGGCUGGUUCACGGACAGUCAUGUGAAAACAGAGGAUACCACAGCCAUCUACAUGAUGAAGAACUUCCUCAACCAGGUUCUCCAAGCAAUCAAGUUUGAUGAAAUACGAGUGUUUGGUUACACUGCCUGGUCCCUCCUGGAUGGCUUUGAAUGGCAGGAUGCUUACACCACUCGCCGAGGAUUAUUUUAUGUGGAUUUUAAUAGUAAACAAAAAGAAAGAAAGCCUAAGUCUUCAGCACGUUACUAUAAACAGAUCAUACAAGAAAAUGGUUUCACUUUGAAAGAGUCCACACCAGAUGUGCAGGGUCAGUUUCCCUGUGAUUUCUCCUGGGGCGUCACUGAAUCUGUCCUUAAGCCAGAGUCAGUGGCUUCCUCCCCACAGUUCAGCGAUCCUCACCUGUAUGUGUGGAAUGUGACGGGCAACAGACUGUUGCACCGAGUGGGAGGAGUGAGGCUGAAAACACGACCAGCUCAAUGCACGGAUUUUGUCACUGUCAAAAGACAGCUUGAGAUGUUGGCAAGAAUGAAAGUCACCCACUACAGGUUUGCUCUGGACUGGCCCUCAAUCCUUCCCACUGGCAACCUGUCCACGGUUAACCGACAGGCUCUGAGGUACUACAGGUGUGUGGUCAGUGAGGGACUGAAGCUCAACAUCUCCUCAAUGGUCACGUUGUACUAUCCAACCCACGCCCACCUAGGCCUCCCCACGCCUCUGCUGCACAGUGGAGGGUGGCUGAACCGGUCGACGACCAAGGCCUUCCAGGACUAUGCCGACCUGUGCUUCCAGGAGCUGGGGGACCUCGUGAAGCUCUGGAUCACCAUCAACGAGCCUAACCGGCUGAGUGACAUCUACGACCGCUCUAGUAACGACACCUACUGGGCAGCCCACCACCUGAUGAUCGCCCACGCCCUGGCCUGGCACCUCUACGACCAGCAGUACAGGCCUGCGCAGCGCGGGGUUGUGUCGCUGUCUCUGCACUCGGACUGGGCCGAACCCGCCAAUCCCUAUGCGGACUCGCACUGGAAGGCGGCCGAGCGCUUCCUCCAGUUCGAAAUCGCCUGGUUCGCAGAGCCCCUCUUCAAGACUGGGGACUACCCGUUGGCCAUGAGGGAGUACAUCACCUCCAAGAAUAGGCAAGGGCUCACGCGCUCCGCACUGCCUCAGUUCACCGAGGAGGAAAGGAGGCUGGUCAAGGGCACUGCAGACUUCUACGCCCUGAACCACUUCACCACCAGGUUCGUGAUGCACGAGCGGCAGAACGGCAGCAACUACGACGCGGACAGGGACAUCCAGUUUCUGCAGGACAUCACCUGCCUGAGCUCCCCCACCCGCCUGGCCGUGAUACCCUGGGGAGAGCGCAAGGUGCUGAAGUGGAUCCGGAGGAACUAUGGAGACGUGGAUGUUUACAUCACGGCCAGUGGCAUCGACGACCAGUCUCUGGAAAAUGAUGAACUCCGGAAACACUACUUAGAGAAAUACAUUCAGGAGGCUUUGAAAGCAUACUUGAUUGAUAAAAUCAAAAUCAAAGGCUAUUAUGUAUUCAAACUGACUGAAGAAAAAUCUAGACCCAGAUUUGGAUUCUUCACAUCUGAUUACAAAGCUAAAUCCUCAAUCCAGUUUUACAACGAACUGAUCAGCAACAAUGGCUUCCUUUCUGACAACAGUAGUCCUAGAUGCAGUCAGAGUCAAAGAAACACAGAGUGUAUUGUCUGCUUACUUCUUGUGCAGAAGAAACCGCUGAUAUUCUUUGGAUGUUGUUUCUUCUCUACCCUGGUUCUACUUUUAUCAAUUACCGUUUUUCAUAAGCUAAAGAGAAGAAAAUUUUGGAAAGCAAAGAACUUACAACACAUACCAUUAAAAAAAGGCCACGAGAGUUCUUAGCUAAGCUGAUCCUACAAUAUUUGUCUGCAUGAUGGAAAAGUUUAAAAAUUCACUCCAGUUCCAUAUACUGGUAACUUACAGAAGAUACACCUAUAUUGUAGAAAAACCAGUUUUGAGAUAUUAGUGAUAGCCAAGGUAAUGACAAUAGAUGUCUCCACUGUGUGGUUCAAGUUUUCCCUUAGGUGUUAAACAUCAGUGAAUUCAGUUCUUGGAAUCUAAGGUAAAGCUUCCCUAGACGGUAAGGGUAUGAGGAUUAUCUGAUACAUUGUUUUCAUGGAGUUUGAUGAGCUGUUUCCUAUCAUUAUUCUGCAGUUUUUUUCUAUGAAUACCAAUAGCUACUUAUGAUAAAGAAAUUGUUUUGAAAAAAGUGCAACUUUGUUUGGUUAAGACUCCAUAGCAGAGAUUUAACUGGUAACAUGGAUUAGUCAGUGAUAAAUUCUGUCACUUCUAACAGGUGCUUUCCCCUUUGGUCAGGAUGUUUUCACAAAUGGAAAGAAAAAAUAGGGUAAGUAGUGCUGUCUAUAGCCAGUUACAGUAUAGGACUGUAGCACAUCAAUCCUUAUUUUUCUCAAUAAAAAAUUAUAAUUAUUAAGCACUCACAAAACAUCUAAUUUUGUGAGGUCUCUUUUCCAGAUGGAUGUUUUUUUAAAAUAACAUUUAAUUUCCAAAACUCUCUCAUGUUAAAGAUCAGAUGACUAAGAUUAAAGAGAGCUAGACCCAACUGCCUGUGAUGACAGGGAAGUCACUCAACCUCACCGUACACGCACAGCAACUUCUUUAGACAAAUUGACAUUAUUCCUCACUUGAAUUUUCUGAGGUGACAAGAUGUAGCAUACUUAGGAAAAUUAAAACGUUCUAAAAAGACGAAAAGUUUUUAAUUAUCAAGUUACCAAAGGACCAUUUAUCCCAUAAGACUUGCUCUCUCCCCUGAAGUGCUUCACUGUUAUGACACAUGCAUAUAGAGACCUCUCAAGGUGUAGACUGCAGCCAUAUCUGGACCACUCAACUGUGUCUCUUUGGACACAAUUCAGAACGUUGGUGGUCUGCAUGAGUUGAAACUAUUCUUACAUUGCAACUUUUGAAACUAGGAUUAAGUAAAUUCUUAAACCUGAAUUUGCAGUUUGACUUUCUUGAACUCUAUGCUUAAUAUUCAUUCACUGUAUUCUCAAUGUUGGAAGAUAACCUGAAUCUAAACCCAUUUAUACUCAUUCUUUCUUUAGGUGAGUCAGUAUUUAAAUAACUAACCAUUGUCUACUCUCCUGGAAUUUUGACUUUAAGAGUCAAAGGAGGGACCUCCCUGGUGGUGCAGUGGUGAAGAAUCCACCUGCCAAUGCAGGGGACACAGGCUCAAGCCCUG
This is a messenger RNA of Balaenoptera musculus (blue whale), 4489 nucleotides long. RefSeq names its product klotho beta (gene KLB). Lineage: Eukaryota; Metazoa; Chordata; Mammalia; Artiodactyla; Balaenopteridae. The transcript has 5 exons. Gene Ontology annotation, biological process: fibroblast growth factor receptor signaling pathway; carbohydrate metabolic process. The record is from RefSeq and is a predicted model, not a curated record. Gene Ontology annotation, molecular function: fibroblast growth factor receptor binding; fibroblast growth factor binding; hydrolase activity, hydrolyzing O-glycosyl compounds.